GAUUACCUCUGCGCCGCUUAUUCCCGUGACGAUCGCAACCCGCUACAUGUCACGGUACGCUUCUCUACAAACAUGAACGCAGGGACGCAAAAGAGAGGAACUAUCAGCAGUCCUGAGGGCACCGACAUACGUUCAGGACGGGAUGUUGAAAGUUACCUAGGUACCUUACUUACCUUACCUUACCUGUCUCUCCUUCGUUCAAACCCACCAUGUCUUCAUCUACGGCCCGUCGCACAGUCAAGUGCAAAACAAUCGACGGAAUUGCACUGGAAGCAUGGCUCUGGGAGGUUGCAGGCCCAGCGCCCGCCAUUAUCAUGACGCACGGCCUUAAUUGCGUUAAAGAAUGGAGUCUUGAUGAGACAGCUGAGGGCUUCCAUAAAGCAGGCUACAACGUCCUCCUGUACGAUCCAAGAGGCAUUGGAGGUAGCGAGGGCGUCCCCAGAAACCAGCCGGAUCCGUGGCAGUACGCCGAGGAUAUUUCAGAUGUCGUCAGCUACGUUAUAACAUUACCGACUGUCGACCCCCAUAAGAUCCUACUCUGGGGUAUCUCCUUUGGCGCUAGUGUGACGGCAUGCGCUGGCGCCGUUGAUCCUCGCGUGACAGCCAUCCUGAUGGUCGCACCGAUUUUCAAGUUUAUUCGACCGGACAAGCGGAAGAAACUGUUUACACAGCUGAUGAAGGACCGUCGGUCUCAGUUGAGCGGUAACGAGCCCUUAUACCUACCUCCUUACGACAGCAAUGGGGAAAAUCCAGCAGGCUACGGCGGCUCCGGAGGACCAUGUGCCAAGGAGGCGUACACGUUGAUGGAACUCGGUGCCCAGCGCUAUGGAUACCGUAACCGCAUCACCCUUCAGACAUUCCACAAACUGGCACUCUUCCGUCCCCAGGACUUCUUGCAAGAGAUGCUAAACAACACGCCGGUCAUGAUGGUCGUGCCAGAGAACGACACAAUGUCUUUACCAGUGGAUCAGGUCGCAGCGUUUGACUGUUUCAAGUGUCCGAAACGACUACGCAUGGCCAGUAAUAAAGGCCACAUGGAUAUCCUAUCAGGAGAGGGAUCCACGGAGAACCUGUCUGCCAUGAUAGAGUUCUUCAACUCGGUUUCAAGGGAGGAUCUUGUAUAACUAGCCCCUCCAAAUAGCGUCGCUACUACAAUUUCCAUCUCGCUGCAGUGGGCGCAGCACGUACGGCCAUUGGCGUGGAUUAGGAUGCCGUCUGAUUUCUGUUAUCGCAACAUGAACAGACGAGGGCGAUCUCUCAUGUUGAAGGGAAAGAGGCAUCCUCAUUUUGACCGUUUGCUGAGUAGUGGAGGCCAAUUUCUAUACCAUGAAUAAAAAAUAAUCUUUGCUCUCUACC
This is a messenger RNA of Chaetomium fimeti, 1356 nucleotides long. Its product is annotated as DltD domain-containing protein. The transcript is spliced from 3 exons. Lineage: Eukaryota; Fungi; Ascomycota; Sordariomycetes; Sordariales; Chaetomiaceae. The record is from RefSeq and is a predicted model, not a curated record. Bases 210 to 1124 code for a protein of 304 amino acids.